CGCACGGAAAGCGACGGAAGUGUGUCUCUGAGAGAGUGUUUCGAAUCCAUCCACGCGGGUCCAGUUCCAAUCCUGGCUCCAAGGAGAGCGGAAGGGAUUUGGGGCUUCUGGGGCUCCUUCUUGGCUUGGCGCUGGGUUUCCGGCCUCAUCCCCUCCCUUCCCUGAUAGACCAGCGUCUACCUUGUAAGUCCCAAGCCUUCCCUUCCUCCGCCUGGCCAUGGCAGGCAUCCUCUUCGAGGAUAUCUUCGACGUGAAAGACAUCGACCCCGAGGGCAAGAAGUUCGACCGAGUUUCCCGACUGCAUUGUGAGAGUGAGUCCUUCAAGAUGGAUUUAAUCUUGGAUGUCAAUGUACAGAUCUACCCUGUUGAUCUUGGUGACAAAUUCCGCCUAGUGAUUGCCAGCACCUUGUACGAAGAUGGAACCUUGGAUGAUGGAGAAUAUAACCCUACAGAUGAUAGACCAUCCAGGGCUGAUCAAUUUGAGUAUGUGAUGUAUGGGAAAGUCUACAGAAUUGAGGGGGAUGAAACAUCCACAGAAGCCGCCACGCGCCUCUCUGCCUACGUGUCCUAUGGGGGUCUGCUCAUGAGGCUCCAGGGAGAUGCUAACAACCUGCAUGGUUUUGAAGUUGAUUCCAGAGUUUAUCUCCUGAUGAAGAAACUGGCCUUCUAAUCACCUUGGGGUGCUGCAUGGUUGGAGAUUAGAGAAGCAGCUUGGACUCUUGGGGACACCGUGGAAAUGUUGCCCCUCAAGUAUAGAAAGAGAGGGCUAGAAAGACUAUUGGCCUACCAGCAUUUCUUGUGUUUUCCACCACCAACAAUUCCUGCCCUCCCAAUUGGCAUCUUCAGAGGAAACUAUUUUUUCUUCAGAUUGCAUAAAGACUUUGCUGCUAAAAUUGGUCCGAGAUGCCCCAGAUGAUGAGCAAGUCAAGCGCCAGGCUGAAGAAGAAAAACCCCUGCUAAUAUUGGAGAGAUUCCAUUUCAUUCUCCAAAUGUCUACACAGCUGUGGUUAACAGACUCUUUUUUUAAUUAUUAUUACACAGGGACCUCUGUUCCCUGAGAGUCACUAUUGACAUUUCAGGUAGACUGUGGACACAAUCUCUUUGCUGUUUAGCAAAUGUAGGGGGCAGCUCUGUUUGACUUUAGUUUGUUGCCUUAAUUAAAAACGUAGAGGUUUUUUUUUGUA
This is a messenger RNA of Sceloporus undulatus (fence lizard), 1184 nucleotides long. It is a transcript of the gene POLR2H, whose product is annotated as RNA polymerase II, I and III subunit H. Bases 218 to 670 code for a protein of 150 amino acids. The transcript has 5 exons. NCBI's taxonomy places the organism in Eukaryota, Metazoa, Chordata, Lepidosauria, Squamata, Phrynosomatidae. Gene Ontology annotation, molecular function: DNA-directed RNA polymerase activity. Gene Ontology annotation, biological process: DNA-templated transcription. The record is from RefSeq and is a predicted model, not a curated record. Gene Ontology annotation, cellular component: RNA polymerase I complex; RNA polymerase II, core complex; RNA polymerase III complex.